AAAUUUGCUGGGUGGUCUUGAGAAAAUUCUUUAAAACUUUCUAGUACACAGAUUCUGUAUCUGUAAUAAAGAGAACACACGGUGGUGAUUAAGAUUAGAAAUAAGGUACAUUAAUUGUCUGAGUGCCAUACAAUAUGGUUAGUGGUGGCACUGGAAUUUAUAAAUAGAAAAGAUGUUAUGGGAAGAAAAAGGACUUGAUUAACUCUUUAAGUACCAGUAAAGACAUGCUUUUAUUUGUAUGCUGUUUACUUUGGUACUAGAUAGGCCAGUGUAGACAGAUCAUGGAUGAUCAAUGGAGAUGUAGGGGGAUCGAGGAAGAUUGGCUUCUUACUUGUAGUGAAAGCUGGGGAGCCAAGCCAAUAGAUAUGGCCAAGAUUAAACACUCAUGUCUACUCAGUAAUAACUGUUCUUUGUGGAGGGCGGAGGGAACACCUGGAUCUAACAUUGAAUGUCUUCCAGGACCAGAUAAUAUUCACAAAACCAUUUCCCAUCGUUAACUUGCGGAAACGACAAAAAUAAGAAAUAUCUUUAUCUACUGCAUAUUACGUCUUAGAAAAUGUGCCCUCAAGGCAGCUUAAAAAGAGAAGCUACUCUAAUUCCAAGGGAAUUCCGAAGAGAAUUCUUUCUCAUUAAUUUAUAAAAACGACACCAUGAGUGUAUAUUGCAAAGUGUAUAAGGUUAAAAACGUAAGGGGCUUCAGAUCGCAAACCUUUCUUCCCCGAGCCAGAGACAGGUGACACAAAAGGCUGCCAGCGAUUUUAAUCAACAACAUUAAUGGCAGGCAAGUAACAUCUCACUUUCCGACUCCGGAGGGGCCGUCCUGCAGAGACUACGCCUCCCAGCAUGCAGCGCUGCACGUCCCGACGCCGGCGCGAUCGGACCAGUGCAUGCCGGGAAGUAGAGUUUCCGUUUCUGAACUGCCCCGACGCGUUUCGUUUAUGUUGCGUGACUCACGACUUCCGCAGCCCGGAGUCCUCGAGGACUAAUACAGUAAUUUAAAAGUUCACUUCAGUGAUUCUUUUAUAUUCCUUACGCAGUUUUCCCAUUGCCAAGUAACAUCCGGACAAAAGAGUUUUCCGUUUCCGGUUGGCAUGUUGCCUUGGUAACUGGGAUGCACAGCCGCGGAGGCAGUUAUGGCGGGGCUGGGCGGUGAGCCCAUCCCCGACGGGGAGUUCACCGCGGUUGUGUACCGGCUCAUCCGGGAUGCCCGGUACGCCGAAGCCGUGCAGCUGCUGAGCGGAGAGCUCCAGCGGAGCCCGAGAAGCCGCGCCGGGCUGUCGCUGCUGGGCUACUGCUACUACCGCCUACAGGAGUUCGCGCUGGCGGCCGAAUGCUAUGAGCAGCUGCGCCAGCUGCACCCGGAGCUGGAGCAGUACCGCCUGUACCAGGCCCAGGCCCUGUACAAGGCCUGCCUCUACCCAGAGGCCACCCGCGUGUCCUUCCUCCUCCUGGACAACCCCGCCUACCACAACCGGGUCCUCCGUCUCCAAGCCGCGAUCAAGUACAGCGAGGGCGACCUGCCCGGGGCCAGGAGCCUGGUGGAACAGCUACUGAGUGGAGAAGGAGAAGACAGCGGGGGCGAGAACGAGCUGGAUGGCCAGGUCAAUCUGGGUUGUUUGCUGUACAAGGAGGGACAUUAUGAAGCCGCGUGUUCCAAGUUCUCUGCGGCCCUGCAGGCUUCGGGCUACCGGCCUGAUCUUUCCUACAACCUGGCUUUGGCCUAUUUCAGCAGCCGACAGUAUGCAUCUGCCCUAAAGCAUAUCGUGGAGAUUAUUGAACAUGGUAUCCGCCAACACCCAGAGCUGGGUGUGGGCAUGACCAUUGAGGGCGUUGAUGUUCGAAGUGUUGGCAACACCUUAGUCCUUCACCAGACUGCUCUGGUGGAAGCCUUCAACCUCAAGGCUGCCAUAGAAUACCAACUGAGAAAGUAUGAGGCGGCCCAGGAAACCCUCACUGAUAUGCCACCAAGGGCAGAGGAAGAGUUAGACCCCGUGACCUUGCACAAUCAGGCACUAAUGAACAUGGAUGCCAGGCCCACAGAAGGGUUUGAAAAAUUACAGUUUUUGCUCCAACAGAUCCCCUUUCCUCCAGAGACCUUUGGCAACCUGUUGCUGCUCUACUGUAAAUAUGAGUAUUUUGACCUGGCAGCAGACGUCCUGGCAGAGAAUGCCCAUUUGACUUACAAGUUCCUCACACCUUAUCUCUAUGACUUCUUGGAUGCCAUGAUCACUUGCCAGACAGCUCCUGAAGAGGCUUUCGUUAAGCUUGAUAGCCUAGCAGGUAUGCUGACUGAACAGCUCAGGAGACUCACCAAACAAGUGCAGGAAGCAAGACACAAUAAAGAUGAUGAAGCUAUCAAAAAGGCAGAGAAUGAAUAUGAUGAAACCCUUGAGAAGUACAUUCCUGUGUUGAUGGCCCAGGCCAAAAUCUACUGGAACCUUGAAAACUACCCAAUGGUGGAAAAGAUCUUCCGCAAAUCUGUGGAAUUCUGUAAUGACCACGAUGUGUGGAAGCUGAAUGUGGCUCAUGUUCUGUUCAUGCAGGAAAACAAAUACAAAGAAGCCAUAGGUUUUUAUGAGCCCAUAGUCAAGAAGCAUUAUGACAACAUCCUGAAAGUCAGUGCUAUUGUGUUGGCGAACCUGUGUGUUUCAUAUAUUAUGACAAGUCAGAAUGAAGAAGCUGAGGAGUUGAUGAGGAAGAUUGAAAAGGAGGAAGAACAGCUCUCUUAUGAUGACCCAGAUAAGAAAAUCUACCAUUUCUGCAUUGUGAAUUUGGUGAUAGGGACACUUUAUUGUGCCAAAGGAAAUUAUGACUUUGGUAUUUCCCGGGUUAUCAAAAGCUUGGAACCUUAUAAUAAAAAACUAGGAACUGAUACGUGGUAUUAUGCCAAAAGAUGCUUCCUGUCAUUAUUAGAAAACAUGUCAAAACACAUGAUUGUACUUCGUGACAGUGUCAUUCAAGAAUGUGUUCAGUUUCUAGAACACUGCGAACUUUAUGGGAGGAACAUACCUGCUGUUAUUGAGCAACCCCUGGAAGAAGAAAGAAUGCAUACUGGGAAGAAUACAGUCACAUAUGAAUCCAGAGAGUUAAAAGCUUUGAUUUAUGAGAUUAUAGACUGGAAUAUGUAGUAGUGUCUAAUGAUGGCUUUUGUCAAAAUGGCUCUGUUAACUUUAUAUAUUUGCAACUCUUUUAUCUUUGUCCUUUGGCAUCUUCACAUUUGUUAUACAUUGAAAUUUGUACACUUGAAAAUUAUAAUGAAAAUAAUUUAGAUGUAUCUUUUGAGAAACAUCACAAAAGGAUUAUAAUAAAAAGAACUUGAGCCCUAGAAAGAUUUAUGAAAAAUUCAAAAGUGAAUGGGGAAAUGUGUCAUAGUAUUUGUAAUGCCUACAUCUCCUCUCCUUUUUAUCUUUUGUGUUUUGCUAUACUCUGAAAAAAAUCCUGCAUGAGAAGAUUAUAUCCUCCAGGGACCAAGCACUGUCAAGUCCAGAACUCAGUUAAUAUAUAGGACAUCUGGAGAUUAAUAAUAAUCUCAAAGAUUUCAUGUUAUACUCCAACAAUUUAUCUUUGAGUAACAUUAAUGUGUAAUGCAUAUGUUUUGCAUAGAUUUUAGUAUGUCUUGGCAGAAUUUUCCAAUACAAUUGUAAUGCUUGCUUUAACAAAAAUUCUUUAUAUUCCAAACUUUUUUUUAACCUGCAAGAUUUAGUAGGAAAUCAUACCAUAACAAAACUAUGGUGCUGUGGUGUGGAGACAAUAAACAACUGACAUUCUCAUGGUUCUCUUUUGUCCAUUUGUUAAUAAUUUGAAUAUAUGAUGUUACUCUUUUCUUUAACUGAUUAAUAACACUUAUUAAUAAAGUUCUAAGAUACCCUUAAAA
Messenger RNA from Odocoileus virginianus texanus, 3874 nucleotides. It is a transcript of the gene IFT70A, whose product is annotated as intraflagellar transport 70A. The record is from RefSeq and is a predicted model, not a curated record. Gene Ontology annotation, cellular component: axonemal microtubule; intraciliary transport particle B. Gene Ontology annotation, biological process: intraciliary transport. Gene Ontology annotation, molecular function: intraciliary transport particle B binding; protein binding. NCBI's taxonomy places the organism in Eukaryota, Metazoa, Chordata, Mammalia, Artiodactyla, Cervidae.